UGAAAUUGUCAGUGAAAAUUAUUUGAAACUAAAUAUUUAAAAAUAUAAAAUAAAGCUUAUCUUUACUCAAUGGCCAAACCUACUACCAUCAAGGAUGCACUACGCAUUUGGGAAGAAAAAAAUGGCAAGGAUCCCAUUACAGUCACAGACAUUGGUUUACAGUUUCAAUUUCCACCAAUUGAAAAAAUGGAUAGCACACUUAAUACGCUUGUUAACUGCAGGAAACUUAGCCUGUCUUCCAACAUGAUUGAAAAAAUAACGGGUAUCAAUCAGCUUAAAAAUCUCCGUAUUCUUUCGUUGGCAAGGAACAAUUUGAAAAGUAUCAAUGGCAUUGAGGCACUUGGAGAAACAUUGGAAGAGUUAUGGGUCAGUUACAAUAUUAUUGAGAAAAUUAAACCAAUUGAAUCCAUGAAAGCAUUGCGCGUGUUUUAUGUAUCACACAAUCUUAUUAAAGAUUGGAUUGAAUUCAAUCGUAUGGCAUUGGCGCCGAAACUGGAGGAAAUUUCCUUUCUUGGCAAUAUAAUCAACGAGAAUAUGGAUGAACUGGUUUUUAAAAAUGAAGCCAUACGUCGUUUACCGCUACUAAAAAAACUCGAUGGUGAACCGGUUAUUAGAGGCGAUUAGUUGACAUAAAAUAAAUAAUGUAUACAAAGCUGUA
Bactrocera tryoni is the source of this 658-nucleotide messenger RNA. RefSeq names its product dynein light chain 1, axonemal. The record is from RefSeq and is a predicted model, not a curated record. The coding region runs from base 70 to 624 and encodes 184 amino acids. Gene Ontology annotation, molecular function: protein kinase binding. The transcript is spliced from 2 exons. NCBI's taxonomy places the organism in Eukaryota, Metazoa, Arthropoda, Insecta, Diptera, Tephritidae. Gene Ontology annotation, cellular component: cytoplasm.